This is a messenger RNA of Schistosoma spindalis, 381 nucleotides long. The record is from the annotation of a GenBank genome assembly. Lineage: Eukaryota; Metazoa; Platyhelminthes; Trematoda; Strigeidida; Schistosomatidae.
AUGCUUGGGUUUCGAGAUUCGGAUCACGCUUCACCAUGGUCUGUCUCAAAGACGUCAGCGAAUUCCACUGUCACCCAGACUACUGCUUUACAGUCGAUCAAAAAUGGGACAGAUCCUCUUGUUCCUGGAGCAGUAUGUGUGCUAAAGGAUCAUAGACAAGAUGUAUGUGGGUUAAAGUGGUCUCCGGACAGUCAGUAUUUAGCAUCAGGAGGUAAUGACAAUCGUCUACUCUUUUGGAGGCAACGUGCACCACCUACUGGUGGCCCUGUAUUAACUUACGAAGAGCACGUGACCUCUGUCAAAGCAAUUUCACGGUCGCCUCAUCAACAUGGAUUACUCGCAGGUGGAGGUGGUACAGCUGGUCGUUGUAUCAGAUUUUGA